GACGCCGAAGAUGCCUCGCCUUCUCCAGAACCUGGCACCGAGCAAGACCCCUCCGGCAUCAUGGCAGAAGAGACUAAGCAAGAGCGUGCCUCGACCGAGGAGAAGUCACCCAACGCCCAAGCAGGUAAUGGCAGUGCCAACUCCAGCCAGACUGCCAAAACCAACGCAAAGGACCCUUCGCGCCCUCGACGAAAGAAAGCUAGGCGAGCCUGCUUCGCCUGCCAACGAGCCCAUCUCACAUGCGGUGAUGAACGUCCGUGUCUGAGAUGCAUCAAGCGAGGCCUCCAGGACCAAUGCCAUGACGGAGUGCGCAAGAAGGCCAAGUACCUUCAUGAUGCGCCCCCAGAAGCCCUUGUUCCUGGUUACGCCGCCAACAACUAUGCCAUCAAUGGCCCACAAAGCCUGACUGCUGUACCUGGACCAGCCAACAUCAGUCCCCAUGGAUUGUCUGCCACUCAGUCUGGAGCAUACUUCCCACCGAGCGCGGCUGGUGCAUUCCCACAAUAUACACACGCUCAACAGCAGGGCUCGAUGGGCCCGCCAAUGAUGGAAAGCACCAGUAUGGUACCUGACUUCAGCUCAGCCCCGACCGUUGAGACGCCCACACAAUACCAAUCAACGCCGAGCCAGCAGGUAUCUCCAAACCAGGAGCUCAACAGCAAUCUUGACCAGACUCCAUCGAUAGGCACAGCUCAAUCAUUUGACACUGCCUAUUUUGAUGCCAACGACCCAUCUCUAUUCAACUUCAACAUAUCAGACCUCAACUUUGGCAACCACUAUGGUGCGCUUGAGUUUGGCAUGCUGGGUCAUAUUUCUUCGGGCGCCGUGAACACACCUGACAUGGACUCGAUGAAUCAGAUGGGCGGCCACUCAAACCAGGGCAGCGUUUCAUAUGACGGCUCACACUAUGCAGGCUUUGGCGGCGGCUACAGUCAAGGCUUUCCGUCAUGGCAGAACGUUCCAAACGCAGGCUCGCGGCAAAGCAGUGCGACCAAUAUCUGGGGGAACCAGAACAAUGGCCUAGAGGCUUAUGCUAUCGGCGAACAAGCUUCGUCGCUCACAGGUGCGAGUCCACAUUCACAAAAUCAAGAUUUCACGGGUUAUCAAUCCGCAACCCAGUCCCCAGAGACACAAUUUGCCCAACCAGAUCAAAACAAUCAGUCUGACCAGUUGCUACGCCAGAGCCUUUCUCAGGCGCAACAGUUUUCGCGGAAGCAACCGCCUUUUCCUGGUGACCCUCAUAUUGAAAUGGAUCGAAAACGGCGGCGCAAUACUUCGGAGGUCUACACAACUGUUACAGAACCAUAUUCAUAUACCCAGGGAUUUCACGCACUCACGGCUCUCUUACAGAAGCGAUUCCCACAGAAGAAGGUCUUGCGCAUUGCCAAAGCUUUGGGCAUGAUUCGGCCUUCUUUCAUCUCAUGCAAUCAGCACCUCAACCGCGACGAUCUAAUAUUUAUGGAGAAGUGCUUCCAGCGAACACUUUGCGAAUACGAAACUUUCGUGAACCACUACGGCACUCCCACCGUCAUAUGCCGAAGGACUGGCGAAAUCGCAGCAGUGAGCAAGGAGUUCUGUCUCGUCACCGGUUGGAGACGAGAUGUUCUGCUUGGAAAGGAACCCAACCUGAACGUCAACACUAGCGGAUCCUCCCCUGGUACGCAGACAGGCACUAGCUCUAGAGGAGCGGUGACGCCCAGGAUAACGAACAUCGAGGCGGAUCCAGGACGGCCUCAACCCGUGUUCUUGGCUGAGGUCAUGGACGAGGACAGCGUGGUCCAGUUCUACGAAGAUUUUUCGGUGCUGGCAUUCGGCGCAUCUCGGACCUCGAUUAUGGACGCUCCAUGUUCACUACUGAAGUAUCGCACCAAGGAAGACCCUGGCUGGGGACCCAACGACCAUGUCGCUGACGAUGGCAAACGCGCCAGAAAAUAUGGAGAGCAAAAGACCGAGCCAUUGAUCAGAGGCGAGGCCGGCAUGCACGCGCUUGGAGAGCGCGAUGGCCGUGUCGAAUGUCAAAUGUGCUGGACCGUGAAACGCGAUGUCUUCGACAUUCCUAUGCUGAUUGUCAUGAAUGUAAGU
Messenger RNA from Pseudocercospora fijiensis CIRAD86, 2082 nucleotides. RefSeq lists its product as uncharacterized. Gene Ontology annotation, cellular component: nucleus. The annotation marks the transcript as partial. Gene Ontology annotation, biological process: regulation of DNA-templated transcription; cellular response to starvation. Gene Ontology annotation, molecular function: zinc ion binding; DNA-binding transcription factor activity, RNA polymerase II-specific; RNA polymerase II transcription regulatory region sequence-specific DNA binding. The transcript is spliced from 2 exons. NCBI's taxonomy places the organism in Eukaryota, Fungi, Ascomycota, Dothideomycetes, Mycosphaerellales, Mycosphaerellaceae. The record is from RefSeq and is a predicted model, not a curated record.